Molecule: messenger RNA, 2070 nt
Organism: Penicillium alfredii
Lineage: Eukaryota; Fungi; Ascomycota; Eurotiomycetes; Eurotiales; Aspergillaceae
Product: GMC family oxidoreductase
Exons: 7
Coding region: 1-2070 (689 amino acids)
Molecular function (GO): oxidoreductase activity, acting on CH-OH group of donors; flavin adenine dinucleotide binding
Source: RefSeq, a predicted model, not a curated record
AUGCGCCCUGGUCUAUCUGCAAGGUAUGCCAUUGGCGCCAGCCUUGCUGUCGCGCUUCCCUUCGCCCACGCGUUGCUGCCGCGCUCGCAGAUUGCUGACGCCUAUGAUUUUGUGAUCGUAGGCGGCGGCCAAGCGGGACUCGUGCUGGGUGGUCGUCUGUCCGAGGAUACUAAUCAUACGGUGCUGGUUCUCGAGUCUGGCGGCGAUGGAGACGAAUAUCGGCAACGAAUAGAUACCCCCGCAUAUUCAUAUUUCGAUUCUCUGUGGACGACGCCGCUGAAUUGGGCUUUUCAUACCGUCGCCCAGCCCAAUGCAAACGACCGCGAGAUCUAUUGGCCUCGUGGCAAGGUUCUUGGAGGCAGCUCCGCCAUCAAUGGCUUGUAUCUGACUCGUCCGGGCAAAGACGAAGUCAAUGCCUGGAAUGGCAUGCUUGGCGACAUGGACGGCGCCGACAAGUGGUCGUGGGAUUCCUUCUACGUGGCCAUGAAGAAGAGCGAAACUUUCUCGCCUCCUACAGACAAUGUUGCUAAAGAGGCUGCCAUUACGUGGGAGACCUCAAGUCAUGGCACCGACGGGCCUAUUUACGUCUCAUAUCCAGGCUUCACAUUUCCCGAAAUUGGAGAGUGGUCCAAGUCUUUGGAGAACUUUGGCAUUCCCCCUUCGGAUAUCUAUGGUGGUCAUAACUAUGGGGCUGAAGUCUCGACUUCAACCAUCAACCCGCACAACUGGACGCGGUCCUAUAGUCGAUCCGGGUAUCUUGACCCGCUCCCGGAUCGCGGCAAUUACGACGUGUUGGCCAAUGCCCAUGUCACUCGCAUUUGCUUUGACGACUCUUCUCCCUCAGACAACUUGACUGCCAAUGCUGUCGAGUACACGACUGAUUCUGGGAAGACAAAGUCAAAGGUCAAGGUGAAAAAGGAAGUUAUCAUUGCGGCUGGCUCUGUUGGAAGCCCGGCAGUCCUGCUACACAGUGGUAUUGGGCCCAAGGACGUUCUUUCUAGUGCUGGUGUCAGACUUGUCUCUGAGCUUCCUAGUGUUGGACAGCAUCUACAAGACCAUGUUAGCGCUACCGUCAAAUGGACCACCGAUUCCGAAACCGCGGGCUCCAUUUUCUACGACAAUGGCAGCGAGAAGAACAAUCCAAUGUUCCUCACAUACAUCGACUCCGCCGUCGCCUACGUCAAUUCUACGAACAUGUACAACGACAAGACUCACGAGAUCGAGGCAAAGAUCCUAGCCCAUCUGGACCAAUUCACACCAAACACAACCGAUGACACGAGCGUCAUCGCCGGUUACAAGGAAAUCUACAAGACAACAGCAUCAAAGAUUUUCCAGAGCCCAACAGGCCAGAUCGAGCUCCUCUUCAUGAACAGCGACGGCAACGGCGACAUCGGGAUCACAGCAGCUCUGCAGCAUCCCUACAGCCACGGCCGGAUCUACAUCAACUCCUCAAACCCGAUGGAGGAUCCCGUCAUCGACCCGAACUACCUGAGCAAUCCCGCCGAUUACGAAAUCCUCCGCACAGGCCUCAAACUCGCCCGCCAAAUUGGCGAAACCACCCCGUUAAGCAACAGCCUCAAGACCGAGAAAUCGCCCGGGUCAGCAGUGCAAACCGACGACGAUUGGCUCGAGUGGCUGCGCAAUAACGCCAACACGGAAUUCCACCCGUCCUCGUCAUGCGCCAUGCUGCCCCGCGAGCACGGCGGUGUCGUCGACGCCUCUCUGCGCGUCUACGGCCUCGCCAACGUGCGCGUCGCCGACGCCAGUGUACCCCCCAUUGCGCUGUCGUCGCACCUGAUGGCCUCGACGUAUGGGGUUGCCGAGCAGGCGAGUGAGAUUAUUCGGGCGUUUUGGAAUCAACCCGCUUCCGAGCGGCCGGCUUUUAGUUCUUCUUCUUCGGGCUCGGCUGCUAAUUCGAGUACUGGUCAUAACAAGGGAAGUACUAGUGGUGCUGGUGGUGGUGAGGACUCGGGUGAUGCGAAAGGGAAUGGAGCUUGUCCCGGGAGGACUCCGUUGUUGCUUGUUUGGAUACCCAUUGUUGUUGGUGCUGGGCAGCUUGUUUUCGGUUGA